Molecule: messenger RNA, 4306 nt
Organism: Eriocheir sinensis (Chinese mitten crab)
Lineage: Eukaryota; Metazoa; Arthropoda; Malacostraca; Decapoda; Varunidae
Product: NADPH oxidase 5-like
Exons: 12
Coding region: 645-2738 (697 amino acids)
Biological process (GO): defense response; superoxide anion generation
Cellular component (GO): plasma membrane; NADPH oxidase complex
Molecular function (GO): superoxide-generating NAD(P)H oxidase activity
Source: RefSeq, a predicted model, not a curated record
ACUCUUGGCAGGCUGUCAUACGAGAGGGAAAGUGUUUUUGUAGAGGCCUCAGCCUGCAUGCGAGAGCUGAACUCCGCCCUCCGUCGGGUGUCGCAGCUACCCUCGCCAAACUUGAGUGAGACCAGCCAGCCUCGAGGAACAUGGGACGACCACUCGAGAGUUUAUUUCAUACGACGACCUGAUUGUUUUACGGACGACGACUGUUUUUAAUGAAUGCGGUGACCAAAACACAAACAGGGACGUGAGGAGUAUUGCCAGUGAAAAGCGCGAACACUUAUUUAUUAAAAAGGCAAUAACGAAAGACCACAACGAACAGAGGCCAGGAGGAACACCACCCAAUGAAAGGCAUGAAGCAGUGUCAUUAACCUGGCCGCCCCCCGACACACACCUGCACCUCGCGUUCCAUUCUAUCCCGGUGCAACAAGUCCUCGUCUCUCGCCCUCACCUGAGUCUGGCAUGUGAGCGGCGGCCAGCACCUCACGCUGCAGCAGGGCGGAGCAAGGUCAUGACACACUGACUCUACCUCAAAGCCCCCUGCCUCUUGCUGCACCACGCACGCGCAGCAAAGCCUACAACCUCCCCUCUCCCUCCCUGCCUCCCUCAACUGCUACUCCCCCCGCCGAGUAAACGACAGCGCCGCCAAGAUGAUGCGAAAGGAAUCAAGGAUACGCUUCUUGGACGUGGUGUUGGACGAGGAGCGGCAGGAGCAUGAGGUGGUGCCCACACAAGCCAGCAUCCGCCGUCGCAUCCUGUGGGCCCGGAACAACGCAGCCGCCCUCGUCUUCACCGCCCUCUUCGUCGGAGUGAACGCCGCUGUCUUCCUGACGCGGGCGUACCAGUAUCGCCACACUAAUAUCCUUGAGAUGGGCGCCAGAGCAUGUGGCCAGUGUCUCAAUCUGGACUGCGCACUGCUCCUUUUACUGAUCCUGCGGAGGACAGUGACGCGCCUGCGCAGCUCCGCCUUAGGUCACCUGCUGCCCUGCGAUCAGCACGUUCACUUCCACAAGAUGGCCGGAUGGACUGUCUUCCUCCUUUCCAUCCUCCACACAUUGUUCCACAUCGCUAACUUUGUGACGCUCGGGGACGUGACGGGCAUCAGUCUCUCGGCGUACAUGUGGGACACGAAGCUGGGCAUCGGCUGGGUGGCCGGCCUGGCCAACCCCACCGGCGUGGUGCUCAUGAUCAUGCUCACCAUCAUCGUCGCCUUCAGUCACCGCAUCGUCAGGAAGUCUGGCCACUUCGAGAUCUUUUACUGGACACACCUGCUCUCGCUGCCGUUCUGGGUGCUGCUGGUGCUGCACGGACCCAACUUCUGGAAGUGGCUGCUGGUGCCGGGCUUCGCAUUCCUACUGGAGACCUCCCUCAGGAUAUCUCAGGUGUGCACACCCCGUGGUCAGACACAAAUCGUCGGAGGCACCACGUUGCCCUCACAGGUGGUGAAGCUGCUCAUCAGGAGACCCAAGAACUUCGACUUCCAGCCCGGCGAGUACGUGUACCUAAACGUGCCUUCGCUGGCGCGCUACGAGUGGCACCCCUUCACCAUCUCUUCCGCCCCUGAAUUCGAAGAUUAUUUCACCGUCCACAUCCGCUCCGUGGGAGAGUGGACCAAGAGGGUGUACGAAAUGUUCAAGCAGGAGAAGGAGGAAAAGCCAGCAGCUCUUGAGGAGAAGCAGAACUCUGGCCUCUUCAACUUGGCGUACUCCUCCGAUGAGGACUUGGGAGGAAGCGUCACGCACACGGUCAUCCAGGUGGAAGACCAAAACAACGGAGGCUCCGGUAAGGGCGGCCGCUACAUCAAUAAUCUCCUGGAAUUCAAUCGCAAGAUGAGCAUAUAUUCCAAACCUGCUGCACUGCUCAACGUGGACAUGCCUUGCCGGAAGCCUUCCGUCUCCCCGGCAACGAUGGAGUUGCAGUCCAAUUCUUUCUUGGCACCGUUAGAACGCAAAAAGUCCUCCAGUAUGUCCAACUUAGCGAGUCUCAAAGCAGAGCUGGAGUCCUCGAGGCGGGGUGACUCAGGCCAGUCCUCCCUCACCGGCAGCACUUCAAGUCUAGACUCCAUCGGCGAGAACCUCUGCUCCACGCUAGCACACAACCGCCAGCACUACCUCCACGGCCGCAACGCCGAACAGGGACAGGACGUGGCGGCCCACCAGCUACACCUACACUCGGCCGUCAAGAAAAAGGUUGAGGUACACGUGGACGGCCCCUACGGCACCCCCUCCACCAGGAUCUUCUCCGUCACCCACGCUGUCCUCAUCGGCGCAGGCAUCGGAGUCACGCCCUUCGCCUCCAUCCUGCAGAGUGUCAUGAUGAGAUACCGCGCGGCCAAGGCUCCGUGCCCCUACUGCCAGGUGCCCAGCUGCCUCGCCCUGCCCACCACGCUCAGGAAACUCAGAAAGGCAAACUUCGUGUGGGUGAACCGCGACCUGGGCAGUUUCGAGUGGUUCCUGGAGGUGCUGGCGGCGCUGGAGGACGAGCAGCGCGUGGUGGGCGCCGCCAUGGAGACCUUCCUCAACCUGCACCUUUACAAGACGGGCGUCGCCCCGCUCAGUCCCUCCCUCCCCCUCGCUUCCUCCAUCAGGACCGGGAGGCCGGACUGGGAAAAGGUGUUCAGCGGCAUCAGGGAGUCCCGCGCGGGCAAGGUGUGCGUGUUCUACUGCGGGCCGCCGUCCCUCGUGGGGGUGCUGCGGGACAAGUGCAUCAAAUACAAGUUUGAGUUCAAGAGAGAAAUGUUUUGAGGAGCCUCGAAGAAGGACCGCAAGAUCCUAUUUAUUGGUGUAUUAUUAUUAUUAUUAUUAUUAUUAUUAUUAUUAUUAUUAUUAUUAUUAUUAUUAUUAUUAUUAUUAUUAUUAUUAUCAUCAUCAUUUCAAUCCCAAAGUAUGCACCGGAAGCAUGAGUGUGACCCUUUACCGCUAAAGUAAGUGUGUGUGGUGUGUGUGUGUGUGUGUGUGUGUGUGUGUGUGUGUGUGUGUGUGUGUGUGUGUGUGUGUGUGUGUGUGUGUGUGUGUGUGUGUGUGUGUGUGUGUGUGUGUAUUUAUUCAGCUGAAUCAGAGACUUUGUAUUCAACAAGUUCGCAAUGCAAAAUGAUGAGAUAUAGAGUAUGUAUAUAUUUUUAAUAUUUCUCAAUUUUUUGUAUUAUACAUUGUGAUCAUUACAACAUUAUUUCUAAUCUAGCCACGUGCUUUCAUAUGUAUUUGACUUUCGAGAGUCGAAAACCACUUAAUUAGAUGUAUUACGUGUAUAUAUGAGGGUAUUUUUCUUUGCUGUGUGACGGUGACUUGCUCAGCUUGCAUCAUAGUUUGUCUGAUUUGUGUAUUUCACUUUUCGUGUCUCCACAUGUAGAACACUAUUUUGCCAUGUUUGCACUUGUACCGGAGCACCACGCUAGACAGGACACUUGCCACAUUGGAAUGCAUUACUCUAAGUCAAAAUGAUGUUGUUAGAUGCUGAUCUAUCUGAGUUGUCUUUGCUAUUAUAUUAGCAGAUUAAUUUAUUAUGAAUUACAUUUUUUACUGAAUGAUUGUGGAGGUACUACGAGUGUUAGCCAGACUGUCUUUCCUGUAAGUAUUAGUUUGGGAACAUACUAUGCUGUAGUCUUAUUUAUUUAUCGUAUGUCAUGUUCCUUGAACUCACUGAGUGCAGAAUCUCAACACAGUGUGUCUGAAAAGAACACCUCCUCAUUUGUACAUUAGACAUUCAUUUUCACAUUUACUUAAAGGAGCAAUGUAGGACGGAGUGCGAGGCACUGCACGUGUGGAGGGACCAUGUCUGGGUUCUUGGAAGCAUCCACUGUGACUGUCGACAGAAUUCCGUCCAUGAAACCACGGUUGUCGAUUACUCCUGUGGCUGAGCUGUCAACAGCUUCGCCUCUCCCCUAAACCCGCGCUCCAGGCGGACAAGGGGGGACAGUACCUGUAUUCCGACCUUGGAAACACGCCAUUGUUCCUAUCGCAUUGCGUCGGCACCACCGUUGCCCAAAGCUGUGCCCAACCUGCACAGGCGACCAGCCUGCCACCCCUGGGAAGGAGACGACUCCCACGAGAUUCUGGGAUGAGAAAUUAUUUUUAUAUAAAAUAAGUAUUACGGGGUGGGGCAGUGCUUGCGCGGCUGCACAUGGAGUGCAGCUACAGUUUGGAUGAGACCGAAUUUCUACUCAUUGCUGCCUUAUGACACGACUAUUUAUCUACAUAAAAAUAUUGCCUACAUCAUUUUUCUAUGCUGAUAUAUUUGAACUUUGUUGCUAAUUUUAUUGCCUUAUUUCCCUGCAAGUGUAGCGAGAAUUCUAGAUUAAAAGAAUUAUGAAAUA